Closterium sp. NIES-65 is the source of this 1398-nucleotide messenger RNA. The record is from the annotation of a GenBank genome assembly. NCBI's taxonomy places the organism in Eukaryota, Viridiplantae, Streptophyta, Zygnematophyceae, Desmidiales, Closteriaceae.
AUGAACGGAACUGGCGGCAAUGGUGCUGGCGGGCCGUGUCAGGGUGGUGGUGGUGGUGGCUACGGACCCGGUCGAGGCGGCGGCAACGGUCCUUGGUGGGACGACGACGACGACGACAAUGAGUCUUCUAGCAGUGAUUUUCCUGGACCGCCUUUCGGUAACGGAGGGGGUCGAUUUGGAGGGCCGUGGUGGCUGGAUACGAACGCGACGGACGAGAGUCAUCCGUGCUGGAACGAAAGCAGCCCUUGCUUCAACGCCACGGGCCGAUGGGGGCCCUGGUGGCUGGACGAGAACGCUACAGCGCCGCCCUGCUUGAACGGAACCGGGCCGUGCUAUAAUGGGGAUGGAUCUGGCUGGGGUUUCGGGGGUCCCUGGUGGCUGGACGAGAACGGCACUGCUCCUUGUGUCAACGGAACAGAGCCGUGCUUUAACGGAACGGGGCCUUGCAAUAACGGAUCUGGAUGCGGAAGGGGAGGGUUUGGGAGAGGCGGGUUUGGGAGGGGCGGGGGAUUUGGGCGGGGUAACGGUCCCUGGUGGUGGGACGAGGAUGACGUGGAGGCAUUUAACAGCACCACGUGGCCUUGCAUGAGCGGAAACGGCAGUGGGUAUGGUCCUGGCGCUGGAGGUGGUUUUGGCAGCGGUUUUGGUCCUGGUGCUGGUGCUGGGUUCGGAAAUGGUCAGGGAGGAGGCAACGGCUACGGGAAUGGAUAUGGUAACGGAUCUGGGAUGGGUCCUUGUGUGAACGGCUCGGAUGGCUCCACACCCUGCUGCAACGGAUCUGGACCGUGUGUGAAUGGGAGCGGUGGUGGUAACCCGUGGGUCAACAGCAGCGGAGGAGGAGGAUUCGCGUGUGGUGCUGCGGACCCUGCCCUUGGGAACAUGACAGGUCGGGUGAGAGCGUCCCUCGCCAGCUGCUCUCCAGAUGCUCCUCUGCUGUCUGGAGGCUCCUUCUUCCUCUCCAUCUUCAAGAACGCCACUGGCCAUUACAACCUCCAUUACACCGUAGUUAUCCGUAACGUCACCUCUGCCUCCUCCGUCCCCGAUACAAUCACACUCGUUAAGAGCAGCACUGCCUGUAACAACUCUGCCCCCACCCUCUUCUCUUUCCCUGUUGCCGCCGACGAAUGGGAGCUCGCCAACUCAACGGGCGGCCCCGCCAGGUGGGGUCUCUACACCACCGUCACUGUAGCUCGGCUCUUUGACACCUUAGAGGAUGUCGAUGCUGCUACAAUCGAGGAUAUUCUGGCCGGAGUUCCCAAUGCUACUGUACCUGAGGAUUGGGCGAAUGGUGUGAGGGGAUGGGGCCAGGGUUCGCUGUGCGCUUGCUGGCUUGCUGUGUGCUCACUGGCUUGCUGUGUGCUUGCUGGCUUGCUGUGUGCUCACUGGCUUGCUGGUUAG